AACUCCGCCAGCCGAUAGGUGCUUUUGUCUUGUCCACCACUAGCCAAGCAAAAGCCGUCAAAUCAUCCUCGCAUUCGACCCAAGGUAUUAAACUAAUUUUUGCGUUUGAAUUGUUUAAAUUUCCACCGAAUCUUCGCUAUGAGUACUAUUGGCACUGGAUACGACUUGUCGGCCUCGCAGUUCUCGCCCGAUGGCCGAGUUUUCCAGAUCGACUACGCCUCGAAGGCGGUGGAGAAGAGCGGCACCGUGAUCGGGAUUCGAGGCAAGGACGCCGUGGUGCUUGCCGUGGAAAAGAUCAUCAGCAGCAAGCUGUACGAACCGGACGCCGGCGGCCGCAUCUUCACCAUUGAAAAGAACAUCGGAAUGGCGGUAGCCGGCUUGGUGGCCGACGGAAACUAUGUGGCGGACAUCGCCCGGCAGGAGGCAGCCAACUACAGACAGCAAUUCGAGCACGCUAUCCCGCUAAAGCACCUAUGCGAUCGAGUAGCCGGUUACGUUCACGCCUAUACUCUGUACAGUGCCGUCCGUCCCUUCGGACUGUCCAUCAUUCUCGCCUCCUGGGACGAGGUUGAGGGUCCACAGCUCUACAAGAUCGAGCCGUCCGGCUCCUCCUUCGGCUACUUUGCCUGCGCCAGUGGCAAGGCAAAGCAGCUGGCCAAGACUGAGAUGGAAAAGCUCAAGACGGAUAUGAAGAUCGACGACUUGGUGAAGAGCGCCGGUGAAAUCAUCUACAAAGUCCAUGACGACUUAAAGGAUGCGGACUUCCGCUUCGAAAUGGGUUUGGUGGGCAGGGUAACAGAAGGUCUACAUCUCAUAAAUCCCCCGGAACUGACGGAGAAGGCGAGGAAUGCCGGUGAUGCCGCCAACAAGGAAGAAGACAGCGACAAUGAGACGCGCUAGUUCGUUUGUGCCAGUGAAUCUAAUUCUGGGCCUAAAUACAUAAUGUUAAUUUUAUAUUUCCCUAAAGCGCAAAAUAAAUAAACAAAAUCGGGUAAA
Messenger RNA from Drosophila santomea, 996 nucleotides. It is a transcript of the gene Prosalpha7, whose product is annotated as proteasome subunit alpha type-3. The coding region runs from base 139 to 900 and encodes 253 amino acids. Lineage: Eukaryota; Metazoa; Arthropoda; Insecta; Diptera; Drosophilidae. Gene Ontology annotation, biological process: ubiquitin-dependent protein catabolic process. The record is from RefSeq and is a predicted model, not a curated record. Gene Ontology annotation, cellular component: proteasome core complex, alpha-subunit complex; synapse; proteasome core complex. The transcript is spliced from 3 exons.